CAUGGCUUGCUAUGUGACAUGGCCGGUUGGUUGGACCCAGUAGUGGCGACACACUGCUAUAUAAGAGCUGACACACGCAUCCUCCGUGUGCACCUGCUCCAUUCAGGUUUCAGGCAAGCGCGGCUGCAGAUUCCCUCCUCUCAGACGGCGAUGAAUCGUCAGGCGAGCCGCCGAGGCCACCGGGUGCGCCACGUCCGGCUCGGCUCGCUGCUCCGGCUGCGCGUGAGGCUGUUCGGCCUCGCCGCCGUCCUUGUCCGGUGCCUGGAGGAGCUCAACUGCUGCCCCAGGAGGUGGUCGCCGGCGACAGCGAGGGCGCACAAGAUGCUUAGCCACGCCGACCGGUGUCCCCGGCCUGGGACAGCAGAGAGGGAGAACUCCUUCCAGGCAGAGGCCAUUGCCGACUGCUUGGAAUUCAUCAAGAGAUCCUACCUUGCUGAUGAUCACAAGACUGCUUGCUAGCUGCUGAUCUUCUUCGCGCCGUUUGGAACCAAAGAAUUUCCCAAUCUGUGCGGGCUUCAUAUCUUGUGAAAUUUCCAUGAAGUUCCUACGUUCCAAGCAAGGCCAAAAUGUUUAGCUGUUGUAGUUUGUAUAUAUAUAUCAGUUUUGUUAGUUACCACUGUUUGUUGUGUAUCAAGGGUUCGUCCGGAAUAACCAAAUGUGUGUUAGGAGAGCUCAGUUCUUGAAUAAAACAAGAGAUUUUAUAUGGCUA
This is a messenger RNA of Panicum virgatum (switchgrass), 709 nucleotides long. RefSeq lists its product as uncharacterized. Bases 19 to 459 code for a protein of 146 amino acids. The transcript has a single exon. NCBI's taxonomy places the organism in Eukaryota, Viridiplantae, Streptophyta, Magnoliopsida, Poales, Poaceae. The record is from RefSeq and is a predicted model, not a curated record.